CUCGUCAGUACUCCAGACUGUAAACAAUCUCUUCGUCCUUUGAGACCAAAAUCCCCAACUAAUCACCAAUCAUGAAGUGCAUCGUAGCUGUAGUCAUGACCCUGGCCGUCGUCGCCCAGGGAGGUGUCGUCCCCGUUGCUUACUCCGCCCCUCACGCCACUGUUGUCCAGCAGAAUGUGCCCGCCACUAAGUACGUCGUGUCGGCUCCAGUGACCACUUACGCCGCUGCCCCAGCCAUUGCCCCGGUUGCCACUUAUGCCGCCACUCAGUACGCCUACAACACCGCCCCUGUUGCCACUUAUGCCGCCGCUCCAGUCGCUUAUGCUGCUGCUCCAGCCGCCGUUGCCACUUACGCCGCCCCUCACACCACCUAUGUCCAGCAGAAUGUUGCCCCUCGGUAUGUUGCCGCCCCAGUGGCCUACACCGCCGCUGUUGCUCCAGCCGCCGCCGUGACCUACUCUGCCGAUUCCGAGGUCGUUGAGACCAGCUCCGUUGUGGCCGCCGCUCCAGCCGCCGUUGUUGCUGCUGCCCCAGCCGUCGCCAUUGCUCAUCAGCCAGCCGUCGCCGUCGUUGCCCAACAGGAAGCUCGUUAUGUGGCCGCCAACCGUGGAGCCGUCCAUGAGGCCCCUCUCGCUGGACAUGCCGUCUCCCAGCAGUCGCUGAACCUGGAACCAGCUGCGGGAACCCUGUAAAGCGCCUGUCUGCCCAAAAACAACAAAAAACCGGACCAACCUACCUACCUACCGCCUAUCCAAGUAUUUGGAAACUUUGAAUCUCAACUCAAUGUGCGAAGUCAUCACAAGUCUAGGAUUCCGUCGAGUCAAAUAAAUGUAGUUUGUUUGUAAUUAA
Molecule: messenger RNA, 849 nt
Organism: Uranotaenia lowii
Lineage: Eukaryota; Metazoa; Arthropoda; Insecta; Diptera; Culicidae
Product: cuticle protein 16.5-like
Exons: 2
Coding region: 72-692 (206 amino acids)
Source: RefSeq, a predicted model, not a curated record